This is a messenger RNA of Nilaparvata lugens (brown planthopper), 2568 nucleotides long. Its product is annotated as MICOS complex subunit Mic60-like. Gene Ontology annotation, cellular component: MICOS complex. Gene Ontology annotation, biological process: cristae formation. The transcript has 13 exons. Lineage: Eukaryota; Metazoa; Arthropoda; Insecta; Hemiptera; Delphacidae. The record is from RefSeq and is a predicted model, not a curated record. The coding region runs from base 204 to 2336 and encodes 710 amino acids.
AGUCCGCCUGUGUUUCUACUCAAAGGAAGUUAAUUUAAACUAUGGCGGGCUACGGUCAAACUACAGUGCUGCAGCUGCUCAUGUGAUAUUUCUGCAAUUCAACAUGAUAUUAUCAUGGCAGCAGGUUGAUGUUGCUGAGAAGAUCAAAUAAGUCAUUUCUUUUGGGGUUUGGGCUAUUUCAUGAUUGUAAUUAAAAGAUAAAAAUGAUUACAAACGCUUUGAAGUUUACAGUGCAUAGUUAUCGAGUAUUAAGAAAUUAUCAAAAAUACUCCAGUUUGAGUUGUUUCACACCAUCUGUGAAAUACAAUCAUCAUAAUUUUUACUAUGAACAGAGAAGAGGAGCUCACAAGAAUGCUGACGAAUGUCCACCUCCCAAACGUGGAAAAGCGAAGUACUUUUUUGCUGGAACUGUCCUGCUUACAUCGGCUGUCAUCGGUUACGCCAAGUAUGAUCCCGAAUUCAGAGGUCUGCUGAAUGAGUAUGUGCCAGGAUCUGAUGACGCCAUAGCGGUCAUCUUCCAGGAGAAAACCUCUUUCCUAGACUACAUAUCCAAAGCAUUGGAUAGUGUCACGUUUGGAGUAUUAGAUUCGGUGACAUCCCUGUUCAGUGGCACUAGUACUCCCGAAGAGAAAGAGAAGAAGAGAGUGGCUGCAUUGCCUCCUUGUGAUGAAGAACAAAAGCCGUACAAACCACCCAGGUCUGCAUUCAAGCCUCUACUAGAUGAGGAGAAGAAAGACGACAUUGUUAAGUAUUCCGAAAGGAGGAAAUUGACAGCGCCAAAACCACCUGAAACUGAACCUAAGAUUACUACAAUGACUGCUGGAGCAAAACCUGUAGAGAAGAAGGAAAGCAAAUCUGUGGAUAAACAGGACAAAGAAUCGUCGCAAGCAGCCAGUGAUGCAGUCGCCACCCACCCUCACAACUUGGUUGAACUCGAAGAAAAGAUGGGCAGCGCAGCCCAAGUAGCGAUAAAAGCUUACACCGAUGCGAUAUGCGUACUUAGAGAUCAGGCCGAAGAUAUUUACAAGCUAGUUGAAGAAUCAGUAGAAAAGGUUGACCCAAAAAUAUGGCCCCAGAUCAAAGAGAAAUCUCUUGAGAAAGAAAAGCUGGUCAAGGAGGCUGAAGUCAAUGCCAGAAUUGCUGAGCAGACAAUAAAUAAGCUGAAAGCUUCCAUUGAGAAUCCGAAACUGCAAGCUCCAGCUGAAAUGAAAGAAAAGGCCAAGAAAAAUAUGCAAAAAAUUCUGAAGGAUGUUGCUGAGGCGAAAAAGGUUUUCGAAAAAGAGAAAAUGAAUGCAUCCGUUACCGACAAAUACUGGGGUAAAGUAGAGGAGGCUCGAAAAUAUUUCUCCGAAGAGCUGGAAAUUCUGUUCCCGAACGUUCGGUUGAGUGAAAAGCAGUUGAAGUUGACAGAAGGCGAAAUCGAUCUUUUCAUUCUAUAUGCUUUCCAAAACAUAUUGUAUUAUCAAAAAGAGCUAUCCAAACUCGAUACUCUGGGAGAAAUGAGAAUCAAAUCGGCUGUUGAGCAGUCGAAAUCGGGUGACCCUGACAUCGUGAAGGCGGCUGUGGAAGCUGAAAUCGAAAAAGAACGAAGAAAAAUUGUUGAAGAUUUCCAGAAAAGAACGCUGAAUCUGAGAGCAGAAUGUGAGCGAGACAUCAGAAUUCAACUGAAGAGACAGGCUGAAGCACACAGCGAUCAUUUGCAAGAGGCAAUGGCCCUCAAAGAGAAGGAGGUUGAGCGAAGGCUGCAUAGGAAAGUAGAGGAGAAAAUCAUCGAAGAGAGGACUAAGUUUAAAGAGGAACUGGCUGGCAUGGUCGGGCGGCUAAAAGGAUUAGAUGAAGCCAUCAAAAGUGAGUCACUUUUAUUUUCAGCUAAAGAUCCUCUCGUGGAUGCCGUAAUCGUUUCAAUUCCGAAAGAAGCGCUAGACAGAGGUGUCUACUCGCAGGAUGCUCUGCGGGAGCGCUUUUUGAAGGUGGAGAAAGUGGCUUCGACUGUGGCCCUCGUUCCAGAGCAAGGAGCUGCGUUACCUCUAAUUCUGCUCUCUUAUUUGCAAAAUUUCUUCAUCAUCAAGAAUCCAAUUCCGAUCCCCGCUUACGAAUUAGCAAAUGAACCAAUCGAUCCGUCGGCACUGAAUACUUACGAUAUUCUACAACGUGCAAGGUAUUGGAUGGAACGCGGGGACUUUGCUCAAACUCUGCGCUACAUGAAUCUGCUGAAGGGCGCUCCACGCGCAAUCGCAAAGGACUGGAUCAAAGAGACUCAGAUCAUGCUGGAAACACUGCAGGCCGCCAACGUGUUACUCACACAUGCUUCGGCAUCCGGUCUAGUCUAUUCAUGAGUUCCUUCUGUCAAACUUAAAUUUAGGCAGUUUAUUUAUCAAUUCUUCUGUAAAUAAUUACAAAGUCACAGACUAUUUGAUCUUCUCAUGCAUUCAAACUUUCGGACUUGAUCAAAUUUCUCCACCAAACUAUUUUAUUAGGAACCAGUAAAUUAUUGUGCAUUCCGUCAUAGAAACCACAACUUGUUGAUUUUUUGUUGGCAAUAAAGUAUUACUAACAUUCAAAAUUUCA